Vespa crabro (European hornet) is the source of this 1454-nucleotide messenger RNA. RefSeq names its product mitochondrial import inner membrane translocase subunit Tim22. The record is from RefSeq and is a predicted model, not a curated record. The transcript has 5 exons. Bases 687 to 1277 code for a protein of 196 amino acids. NCBI's taxonomy places the organism in Eukaryota, Metazoa, Arthropoda, Insecta, Hymenoptera, Vespidae. Gene Ontology annotation, molecular function: transmembrane protein transporter activity. Gene Ontology annotation, cellular component: TIM22 mitochondrial import inner membrane insertion complex. Gene Ontology annotation, biological process: protein insertion into mitochondrial inner membrane.
UAUAAAUCAUUUUACUAUCUUUCCAUUGUGAAAUUUUUUAAUUAUUUCAAUUUUUAACUCAAAGCGUUCGAACAACUUUAAAUACGAAGGAGAAACGCGCGCUUUUCAUAUUUUAUGUUGGUACGAGCCUAACAUGUAAUAGAUUCGAUCAGAAGAGUUAGGUAGGUUAGGUCUUGACAAUAACUAACUCAUUCCUUACCAGGAAAACUAUUUUAUUUGCUGCCAUCUAGCGAAGAAAUUUUAAUAUGAAUAUACGCACGGACACAAUUAAAUUUUGUAGGUAUGUGCAAAUUACGCUAACACCACUUUAGUCGGCUUUGUAACAAUUGCCCUUAGUAUUGUAGUUUUGCUACGAGCCUGUAAUAAAACAAAUUUGUAUGAAAUAUAUAAUUUGAAUGUAAAUAUACAUGUAAUAAAUAGUGAAAAUAUUUAUUUACAUUGUACAAAUUACAUUUACAAAAAGUUAUUUGUAAUGUUCUUAUUUAUAAAAUUAAUGAUAAAGUAGUCUUAAUGGAAUUUUAUCAUAAUUUUGAUCUUACGAUAUAUAUGCAAUAUAUUUGAUGCUACAAUAUAUAUUAGCAUAUUUUUAUUGUUGUAUUUCUUGAAAUGAUUUUAUACUGUCGCAUACGUAAAUUUAAUGUGAAAUGAACUAUUGACGAAUCUUGGAAUCUUGAUAUAUUACAAGUAUGUUUUCCAUGGAUCAAUCUAAACCUUCAAACAAUCUUCCAAUCCAGGAAGAUAAUAAAAGGGUUUUUAUAAAUGAUCCAGACUGGGACACAAUAGCUGUAUAUUUAAUAGGAAAUCAACAAAGAUUUAGAGAGAAUAUUAUUAUACCAAGAAUGAUAGGACCAGUACAAAUUAAGACUAAUGAAGAAAAAAUGGUGGAAAGAGCAAUGGAAAGUUGUGCCUUUAAGAGUAUUAUGAGCUGUGUACUUGGAUAUGGAUUGGGAGCUGCAAUAGGUUUAUUCUCAUCAAGUGUAAAUCCAAAUAUCACAAGUGUAGAAAAACAGCAAACUGCACGCGAAAUAUUUAGGGAAAUGAAAAUGACGACACUCAGUUAUGCUAAAAAUUUUGCUGCUGUGGGUUGUGUAUUUUCAGCCGUUGAAUGUACUAUAGAAUCUUACAGAGGUAAAACCGAUUGGAAAAAUGGUACUUAUGCAGGUGGUGUGACAGGUGGCUUAAUAGGCCUAAGAGCUGGCAUAAAAGCAGGAUUGAUAGGUGCUGCAGGAUUUGCAGCAUUUUCAACAGCAAUAGAUUAUUACAUGCACAGAUCAUAAAUAACAUUUAGUAGAAUUACAAAUCAUGUAUUUCUAUGGAAAAGAUAUAAAAGCCUGCGUAUAUUGAGCAUAUUUAUAAUACAUACAAAAGCAUUAAACAUGUUUAUAUUGUAUAAAUAGAUAUAAAUGCUUAGAAAUAAGUACAAUGGUCAAGGUAUAAAAUAUGUGAGAAAUUGA